AUGGUGGAGCUCGGAGCCUGGCUGCGCUGCGGCCGCCCCCUGCUCUUCCUCACCUGCAUCUUCGCGCCCUUUCUCGGCCAGCCCGGAGCCGGCCCCGCCGCCCGCGCCCCUUACGCGGGUAUAUCUGAACCUUCUUUUAUUGCUAAAAGUGAAGAUCGUUUGUUUAAACAUUUAUUUGAAGACUAUCAAAGAUGGGUUCGUCCAGUGGAACGCUUGAAUGACACAAUAAAAAUAAAGUUUGGCCUUGCAAUCUCUCAGCUAGUAGAUGUGGAUGAGAAAAAUCAAUUGAUGACAACAAAUGUCUGGUUGAAACAGGAAUGGAUAGAUGUAAAAUUAAGGUGGAAUCCUGAAGACUAUGCUGGAAUAACAUCUAUUCGUGUCCCAUCAGAUUCUAUUUGGAUUCCAGAUAUCGUAUUGUAUGACAAUGCAGAUGGACGUUUUGAGGGAACAUCUACAAAAACUGUAGUAAAAUAUGAUGGCACCAUUGCCUGGACUCCACCAGCAAACUACAAAAGUUCUUGUACUAUUGAUGUAACCUUCUUCCCCUUUGACCUCCAAAAUUGCUCUAUGAAAUUUGGUUCCUGGACUUAUGAUGGCUCACAGGUUGAUAUAAUUCUUGAAGAUUAUGAUGUUGACAAAAGAGACUUUUUUGAUAAUGGAGAAUGGGAAAUAGUGACUGCAACAGGGAGCAAAGGAAAUAGGACUGAUGGAUGCUGCUGGUAUCCUUUUGUUACAUAUUCAUUUAUAAUUAGACGUUUGCCACUUUUUUACACGUUGUUUCUCAUUAUUCCUUGUAUUGGGCUUUCGUUUCUAACUGUCCUUGUCUUCUAUCUUCCUUCAAAUGAAGGUGAAAAAAUUUCACUUUGCACUUCAGUACUGGUAUCUUUGACUGUUUUUCUUCUUGUUAUUGAAGAGAUUAUUCCAUCAUCUUCUAAAGUUAUCCCACUUAUAGGAGAGUACUUGGUGUUUACUAUGAUAUUUGUGACAUUGUCCAUUGUGAUAACUGUCUUUGCUAUCAAUAUUCAUCAUCGCUCUUCGUCUACACACAAUGCUAUGGCACCUUGGGUUCGCAAGAUAUUUCUUCACAAACUUCCCAAGCUGCUUUGCAUGAGAAGUCAUGUAGAUAGAUACUUUGCUCAGAAGGAGGAGACAGGAAAUAUGAAUGGAUCAGAAUCAUCUAGGAACACCUUGGAAGCAGCUCUAGAUUCUAUCCGAUAUAUUACAAGACAUGUUAUGAAGGAGAACGAAGUCCGUGAGGUUGUUGAAGACUGGAAAUUUAUUGCUCAGGUGCUUGAUCGAAUGUUCUUAUGGACUUUUCUUCUGGUUUCAAUAAUUGGAUCACUUGUGUUAUUUAUUCCUGUUAUUCAUAAAUGGGCAAGUAUAAUAGUACCUACGCAUAUAGGCAGCACAAAUGCAUAAAAUAUUUUUGGAUCUGUCUCCUGCUAAUAUGGCUCUAAAGAGUUUUGCAGUAGCUCUGUUUCCAUGCACAUUCUUUGUAGGCAUGUUUCUGAUAGAGUAAAAAAAAAAUCCAAAACCAGAAAAUUACGUUUAUAUUAACGCAUGGCAUCCCUAGGACGCAUAGAAGUCAAUUUGCUUAUUGCCAGUCUACUAAGUUACUUCUAAAUCAGGUCAGAAUUAAAAGGACCUUCUCAAGCAAUUGCAUGUAUGAUAUGUCAAAAAAAGCAUACACUGACACCUGCUGCGAAAUAGAAGGAUUUAAAAUUUUUUAAUGAUGAUCACUGUAGUCCAAUUAUUAAAUUACUAUAUAAAUUGUUAAAUUGAGUAUUAAAUAUUUGCAGAUAUUUACACAGUAGAGUUGCUUAUUUCAAUUUACUGUAGUAUGCAAAGAAGAAUUUUUAUCAGCUCUCUUGAAUGUGUUGUAAAAGUAUAAAGUUUCUACAGAGUAAAUUUAAAAUAAAAAUACCAGUUAAACUUCUUGUAUAUUCAACAUAUAAGUAAAAAUAGGCUAUGUUUUGCCUUUAUAAAUUUUCAGUGGAAUUUGCUGCUAAAUUUAAACCUUGUUAAUUCUAUCUUACUAACAUGAACAUUUAAUACAGUAAGCCUUAAAAUGCCUACAGGAUACAUGUAUAUCGAUAUCUCUGUAUCAGCUAUGGAAAGGAAGGCAAAGACAAUUAAAUGAGUUCCCAAAUUGCACAAGUAUUCUAAUGGACUGGAACAUUCAGAUUUCUUUAUUCUUGAUGAAGAAUUUGAUACAGUAUGUUAGUUGCAAACAUGUUAAUAAUUUCCUGCCUUUGUGUGUUUCUCAGAACUCAGUUUUUAAGCACAGGUAGAAGGAAUUUGGGGAAUGCCUUUCUGAAGGAAAUGGGUUGAAAAUUAUUAUGCUGUGUAACCAAAUACAGAUGAUUAAGUUUUCAUACAUCUGUUAAACCAAACUUAAAAAGCUACCUUUAAUAGGUUCUCUCACUUAUAGAACCAUAUGUAACUCUAAGCAGCGAGGACUUACAGCUUUCCAUACUUUCUUUUUUCUGAGAGUGUUGAAAACUAACUUGCAACUUUUUAAUUAUUCCAUUAAAAUAUAUUCU
Messenger RNA from Gymnogyps californianus (California condor), 2543 nucleotides. It is a transcript of the gene CHRNA5, whose product is annotated as cholinergic receptor nicotinic alpha 5 subunit. Gene Ontology annotation, molecular function: acetylcholine-gated monoatomic cation-selective channel activity; transmembrane signaling receptor activity. Bases 1 to 1419 code for a protein of 472 amino acids. NCBI's taxonomy places the organism in Eukaryota, Metazoa, Chordata, Aves, Accipitriformes, Cathartidae. Gene Ontology annotation, biological process: chemical synaptic transmission; signal transduction; nervous system process. The transcript is spliced from 6 exons. The record is from RefSeq and is a predicted model, not a curated record. Gene Ontology annotation, cellular component: neuron projection; synapse; postsynaptic membrane.